Molecule: messenger RNA, 4416 nt
Organism: Camponotus floridanus (Florida carpenter ant)
Lineage: Eukaryota; Metazoa; Arthropoda; Insecta; Hymenoptera; Formicidae
Product: (E3-independent) E2 ubiquitin-conjugating enzyme UBE2O
Exons: 8
Coding region: 340-4353 (1337 amino acids)
Source: RefSeq, a predicted model, not a curated record
AUUUGAAAUUUCUUUUGUAUGCGCGCGCAGUGCUGUCUUAUUGAGAUCAAAAUUGCGGUACUUUGUUAAUCUAGUGACUUUAGAGUCUCGGACGCGCAAGCGCAGUCUUGAUUCGAAACUCCGUACUCCAUCCAGUCUGCUGUCAACGUCGUCGGCUCGGCCCGGCGGUGCUCGGCAUCGUUCGAUUCUAUCGGAUUGUCGGGUAUGCUCGGCUACCUCGAGUAGUAGCAGCAGCAGCAGAGCAGGCGGACCCGUCCACAGUCCAUCGUGGUCCAGUCACCGAGGGAGAGGUAGGCUGGGGGCAGUACAGGCGAGGUUGUACAGGCAGGGGCAGGAAAGAUGGCUGCCGCGGCGAACGUUGCGCCGGAGAAUCAGUAUUUCUACGAGGAUGUCGUCUAUCGCGUGGACAAACGGGGCAACGUCGUCUUCGGCAUCGUCAUGGAGAAUGACGAUCAGGACAUGUCCGAGGAGAGCUCCGACAGCGAGGAGAGCCUGCCGAAGCGCAAGAAGGGCGAGAUACGCAUGAUUUGGCAUCCGUCCGGCGUCGAGGAGUUGGUCAACUGUAAGAAGGUUCAUCUGGCUGAUAGGACCCUCAUGCCUGGAGAUGUAGUACGUAGGAUGAUCAAGGGAAAGGAUACGCAAAGAGGCUACUGCAGAGACAUAGAACUGACUGCGUGUGUACAGGUCAUUGGUACCAAGCAGGUACUUACGGAUAUCAAGAGCGAAGAUCUAAUCCCAUUGCAGGAAUUUGCAACAGAUAUGGCAGUCUGCAUGGAUUCUUGGGUUGGUGGUAUUAGAAUGACGCACUUUAAGUUAUGGUUGGUAACACCAGACGGAUCACACUGUGUCAUAAACGAGAUGGAUUCCUGUGUGCUGGGACAAUUGGAAGAGACGCGAGAUAAUGACAAUGAUUUUCCACACUCUACUGAAUUCUAUCCUGGUCAGAGUCUAUGGGGUCCUGUUCACUGUCUCGAGGAUGCACAGUGGAUUCAGUGUACAAAGGAGAUGAAGGCAAAGAGAAAAUUAAAACCACAAAAGAUAACAAAAGUGAUUGUGGAGAAAGUAGAAACUGAUUGGGUAGGUGUUCAUUGGCAGUGUCGAGCAUAUUCAAAGGACGGUGCCUGGUCCGAUCAGGCACAACCAAAAUUUGUGGUUGAAGGUGAAGAUCUGAAAAAAUUGAAACUGUUAAAUGUGUUCGAGCCUUCGACAGUACAAGUCGGCGAUCGCAAUUUUUACAUCAUUAAGGGAAAUGAAAAUGUUAUUACCCGCGAACAAUGGCGGAAACAACAAAGGGAUAUUUAUCAAGUUCCUAAGCAGAGUCCGAAGAAGACGCGUCCAAAUAUUACAGUGACGAAGCUACUGGAAGAUAAGAAGAAGGAGCAGAGAAAGGAUAAAAUCAAUCAACGAUCGGUAGAAGAGAGCAGUCAAAGUAAUGGCGUUCAGGAUGUCACAAGUAAUAAUACUUUGAUGCCACCGCCUCAAAAUCAGCACGCCGAAAGUUCGGAUGAGUGGGAUACCGAAGAUACGACGGGUUCGCAAAGCGAUACUGCUUCGGUUUCUAGUGGCUGCUCCAGCAUGUCGUCAAUGGGAAAGAAAAAGAAGGGUCCUGCAUUGAUGACAAAAGUGCUGAAGAAAAAGAAGUUGCGAAAAGCGAAAAAGAAAGUACCGCCUGUUCCAUUAAUUCCCGGGACAAAGAUAGUUGUAGAAACGUUGUCCACUAAUACAAAAGCUAAUGUGGUGUGGCAAGAUGGUUCAGUAGAAUUUGGCAUACCAUCAACACAAUUGUAUCCAAUUCAUCACUUGGAUGAUAAGGAAUUUUUCCCAGGUGACUUUGUUGUAGACCAAAAGGAGGAAUCUAGAAUGUAUGGUGUUGUACAAAGUGUUGAUCAUCAAGGUCGUACUGCCAAGAUAAAAUGGUUCCGAACAUAUACUUCUAGUCAAAGUCCAGAGCCAAUCUUCCUGGAGGAGCGCGAAGUGAGCGUUUAUGAUUUAAAGGAUCAUCCAGAUUUCCAAUACAGACCGGGAACCCUGGUAAUCCGAAUAGCGAAUUUUGAGGGUGAGGACGCUGGAUGCACCGCCGGUCAAGUGUUGGACAAUUAUCCAGAGGGACGAGUGAAAGUAUGGUGGGUCGAUGGUCAUAUUAGCAUGUGCUGGCCACAAGACCUGUACAAGGUUGGAGAAUACGACAGUGACGAAGGAGAAUUGUGGGAUGAUGUAUCAUCUGAUUCGUCAUGGGAGACAGAAUUGGAGGAUUGUUUCAUCGCCGAUAAUGAUGGCACCGAACAGACAGAAUUGGAGAACAUAAAACCAAAGUUAGCGGCGCACAUCGAAAAGGCCAGGAUCGCAAUGUCAAGAUUGGAAGAGAUCUUUACACAGAAUCCAUCAUUGCAGACAACAGAAGUGAUGAGAAAACUUUUAGAAGUCUACAAAGAUUGUCGUUAUAUGGAUAAAUUAAUGGGCACUUCGUUUUUUCACGAAUGUCACUUCCAAGGGCUCCUCGAGCGGGUGAGAGAACGCGGUAGAGCGAAUGUCGCGCAACGUAUGGCCGAUCAAGUGACGAGACUUUUCACACCUAAAUCCGAAUGUCCGGAAGAAUCUUUGGAAAAAGAUAAUUUAAAGAAUUCGAGAAGCAGCGAUGAUCAGUGUGUAAUUAAUGUGCCGGAGAAGCAGGUUGCUACAAUUAUUAAUAGAUCAGAAAUUGACAAUACUAUUAGUAUCGAGAAUAAUACCAAAAAGCAAGGCGACGAGGAACCGAUUAAUCAAUUAUUCAUACGUCCCAAUCCCAAUCCUGAGGAUUCUGGAUUGUAUUCGGCGGAGAACUCGAAAAAAGAAUCGGGUUCGAGCGAGUCCAGUGGAGAAUUUCUCAUGAGCGAAGACGUUAAUAAUACACCAGAAUGCUCGUCCACAUUGAAUGGCGCAAAUUUGCCCGAUAAAGCAGAAACAAAUAAAGUGAAAAGAGUGCCGACGAGUCUUGUGACUUCUCAGAACAUUGGAACGUCACAUGUGUGCGUGAAGCUGUGUAAUCUAAUAAAAGCGCAGCUUGUGUUGGCGCACGCCGAAGUGUCUAGAAGAUUCGGUUUGGCCAAAAUGUCAUUAUCGGACGCGGAAAAAACUUCUCCACGGAAAAAGCAAAAGGGAGAGGAGGAGGAGGAACGCGUGGAAACGAUGAUGGAUCCAUCUGAAUGUUCCGUCGAAAUUCCACCGCCGGUUUAUACCGAGGGCGAAGGCUUCUCUAUAGAGGAGACCGCGCCCGACAGUCACAAAUUCAAGCUGACCAUGUUUCAGCCUACUGAUCCAAGCAACUUCUUCAGAACUGUCUCCAAGGAAUUGAAGUUGCUGAAGAGCUCACUUCCACCGGGUGUAUGGGUAAAGGGAUUCGAGGAUCGUAUAGAUCUGUAUUCCGUAAUGUUCCGUGGUCCCGAGAAAACGCCCUACGAAGACGGCCUUUUCCUCUUUGACUUCCAAUUAUCGGCUGACUAUCCGGUCGCGCCGCCUCUUUGUCAUUACAUUUCCUAUUGCAGCGAUCGGUUGAAUCCUAAUCUCUAUGAAGACGGGAAGGUGUGCGUGAGCUUGCUGGGGACCUGGUCUGGUCGUGGUACAGAAGUAUGGACAAGCUCGUCGACCCUAUUGCAAGUGAUUGUUUCGAUACAGGGUCUGAUUCUUGUGAGUGAGCCGUACUUUAACGAAGCUGGCUUCGAGAAGCAGAAAGGCUCGCAGCAAGGACGCGAAAACUCAAGAAUGUAUAACGAAAUGGUGGUGUUGAAGCUGGUACAAGCGCAAACAAAGUUGCUGUUGCAUCCACCACCUGUAUUCAAGGAUAUUAUUAUCGCUCAUUUCAAGAAACAUGCCGAGAAACUGCUGCAGAGACUGGAAUUGUGGAUGGAGAUAUCCGAGCAGCAUAAUAAUCAACAUCCGUUAUCUCCUGUCACUCCCACUACAUUCAAAGAGAUCGCUGAUAUUGACGAGAAAGUAUUGCCUGAAUUCCCGCUCAUCCCGGCAUCGCGCGGUUUCUGCAUAACCCUCGGCAAGACUUUGGCAACGUUUAAAGAAGUACUCGUUAAAGAGAAUAUAAUACAAAGGCCGAGAGAAUGGCAAAACAAUGAAAACAUUAUGGAGUUGAGGAAUAAUACUGCAAAUCAGUGCCAAGAAAUAUCUAAAUCGAUUAACAGUAAGGUAGCAGAAUGUAAUCAGAGCAGUAGCAGCAUGAGCAAUACACUACAGGAAAGUAACAAAAAACUGACAUUAAAUGGCAAUCAAUCCAUUAAGGAAGUGACGUCAUCUUCCGCAACGAAUACCUUUGCAACGGUACCGAGCGAGACGAAAAAAAGUCUUUUGAGCCAAAACACCAGCUAGCCACAAGGUAAAAGUAAGCAUAAAUUGAAACGCUUAGUCCGUUUAAAUUAUUAUACGACUGUU